This is a messenger RNA of Aspergillus terreus NIH2624, 1626 nucleotides long. RefSeq lists its product as uncharacterized. Gene Ontology annotation, molecular function: FAD binding; Delta24(24-1) sterol reductase activity. Lineage: Eukaryota; Fungi; Ascomycota; Eurotiomycetes; Eurotiales; Aspergillaceae. Gene Ontology annotation, biological process: steroid metabolic process. The record is from RefSeq and is a predicted model, not a curated record. Gene Ontology annotation, cellular component: cytoplasm; membrane. The transcript has 2 exons. Bases 1 to 1626 code for a protein of 541 amino acids.
AUGGACCGGCUGGUCGAGGCGACGCUGAAGCACGGCCUCGUGCCCCCCGUCGUGAUGGAGUUCCCCGGCAUCACGGCCGGGGGCGGCUUCGCCGGCACAGCGGGCGAAAGCAGCUCGUUCAAGUACGGGUUCUUCGACCGCACGAUCAACUCGGUCGAGAUGGUCAUGGCGGACGGCAGCGUACUCAAGGCGUCCGAGACCGAGAACGCGGAUCUGUUUCGCGGCGCCGCUGGCGCUGUCGGCAGUCUGGGCGUGACCACUCUCAUCGAGCUGCAGCUGAUCGAGGCCAAGAAGUUCGUCAAGGCCACAUACCACCCGCACAAGUCGGUGGGCGAGUCCAUCCAGGCCGUGCAGACGCACACCGGCAACGCCGACAACGACUACGUCGACGGCAUGCUGUUCUCGCCCGACCACGGCGUCGUCGUCGCCGGCGAGAUGACCGAUGAGCUGCCCCGUUCCCUCGCGCAGCCCCAGACCUUCAGCCAUGCCUGGGACCCCUGGUUCUACCUGCACGUGCAGGACAAGACGCGUGCCCGCGCCGCCCCGGUCACCGACUACAUCCCGCUGGCGGAGUACCUGUUCCGCUACGACCGCGGCGGGUUCUGGGUCGGCCGCUCGGCGUUCGAUUACUUCCGCUUCCCGUUCAACCGGUACACGCGGUGGUGGCUGGACGACUUCCUGCACACGCGCAUGCUGUACAAAGCGCUGCAUGCGAGCGGCGAGGCGAGCCGCUACGUCGUCCAGGAUCUGGCGCUGCCGUAUUCCACUGCGGAGUCGUUCAUCGAAUACACGCACAAGAAGCUCGAUAUCUGGCCGCUGUGGCUGUGUCCGCUCAAGCAGAGCCCUGCGCCGACGUUCCACCCGCACAGCGGCGAUGUCGAGGCGGACGGCCGCACGCCGCAGCAGAUGUUGAACAUCGGUGUUUGGGGAUUUGGUCCUGCGGACCCGGAUGCGUUUGUCGCUGCGAACCGGGAUCUUGAACGGCGGCUGCGCGAGCUGGGAGGCAUGAAGUGGUUCUACGCGCAUACGUACUACGGCGAGGACGAGUUCUGGAACAUCUAUGAUCGCGAGUGGUAUGAGGGCCUGCGACAGAAGUACUCGGCAACCACGCUGCCUAGUGUGUAUGACAAGGUGAAGAUUGAUGUGGAGGCGGACCGCAAAGAGCGUCAGGAGUCGUGGAGUCGCUGGGCGAGGUCGUUCUGGCCGCUGGGUGAGCACCACAUCCUCGCCAAAAGGAUACCACUUCACGUCCGUCAACCGGGACGCAGGAAUGGCAGCUCCGUGGGCAUCGACCCUCCGCUUAGGCGAGACUACUACACCUCCCUGGCCCAGCCAUGUCGGCGCAAUAGUAACGAUCACAGAGUUGAUCAGCGAUUGAAACGAUGGCUCCAGCAGGGAGUUGAUGAUCCUGCCUCCUCCCUCGAUCAUGACACUGUGCAGACCUUCACGCACGAGGGCGCGCAACAACCCCGUCCAGUCAAUCGUAUGCUCCCCACUCUCCGACGUCACGACCUCAAGCGUGAUGAACUUUCCUCCAUGCUUUUCCAAGAUGGCCUGCUGUAUCGCUGGUGGAGACCGCUCCCCCGUGAUAAUGUACGGAGCCCGUCCCUUUCCCUCUCGCGCUAG